Messenger RNA from Dictyostelium discoideum AX4, 1380 nucleotides. RefSeq lists its product as hypothetical. The coding region runs from base 1 to 1380 and encodes 459 amino acids. NCBI's taxonomy places the organism in Eukaryota, Evosea, Eumycetozoa, Dictyosteliales, Dictyosteliaceae. The record is from RefSeq and is a predicted model, not a curated record. The transcript is spliced from 2 exons.
AUGAUAAUAAAUACUCCAAUUAGUCAAGACGAAUAUAUUAAAUAUCUUGAAGAUUUUAUAGAUAAUCCAAAUAAAACUUUAGAUAUUAAACAAGAUAAACUUUAUAAACAAUCGAAUCCAAAUCAAUGUCUUUUAAAUUUAUCAACUAGCCAAUGGGAUAAUUUAAUUACACAAAUUAUAAAGAUAAAUCCAUUAAAUAAAAAUAAUCAAAAUUCAUAUAAUUUCGGUUUUAAUUUAUUAUGGAAUAAAUUAUUUAUAAAUAAUCAAAAAUAUAUUAAAAAAGAAGAAUUUAUAAAUAAAAUUGAAAAAUUAUAUUUAGAUGUUGAAAAUUUAUUAGGGGAUGAUAAAUUUGAAGAAAAGAAUUCAAAAGAGUGGUGUAGAAAUAAAAUAAUUGAAAUUCAAAAUCAUGGUAAUAGUUUAAAUGAUUUAUUUAAAGUAAUUUCAAAUAAAAACGAUAAAACUCAAAUUGAUGAACAAUUAAAAUCAAUGAUUGAACAAUUUCAUCCAUUUAAAGAAUUAUUAGAAGAAAUGAUUCAAUUUGUUUCUUCAAAAGUAUAUUCAUCAAUAUUUGGUAAUUUAUUAACAGUUUUUAUGUUAAUUUAUUCAACAUUAAUUAGAGAUUUAAUUAGUAUUGGUUUAGAUAAUGAACAAUCAACAACAUUGUUAACCAAUGAAUUACAUAAUAGAAUUAUGAAAUUUCAUAAAGAUUUAGGAAACUGUUGUAAUAAAUUUUGUUUAUCAUUAAUUAGACCGGCAACCACAAUAAUACCUUGGAUGAAUUUACCAUUUAAUGGUCAAGUAAUUUAUGGUAGAAUUAAUGAAAUGGAUCUUGUUCAAUAUCCAAAUCCAGUUUCAAGAGUUAAUGAUGAUUAUGGUGAUGGUAUAGUUAAUUGUAAUGAUAAUGAAAAUAUUUUUAAAACAUUUAAAGUAUCACCACACUAUUUCAAUCAAAGUCAUGGUAGUAUUCAUAUUGAUUCGGUUUCAGGUUAUAAUCCAAUUUGGGAAAGUUUCGUAUCAAAUGAUGAUUUCUUAAAUUUUAAUAUCAUUAAAUCAAGUGGUAAUGAAUUUAUCAAUGGUUAUAAAAUUAAAAUUCAUGUUUCUGCAAUGUAUCAAGGUGAUUCUUAUUUCAAGGUUCAAGUUGGUGAUAAUCAAUCGGGAAAAGUACAAGUUGUCAAUACAAAAGAUCUUUCAAAUGAAUUAAUAUCUUUCCAAGUUAUGAAUUUUAAAAUGCUCUACAAUGUUGACCUUCCAUAUGGUAUAAAAGAACUAACAUCAAAUGAUCAAGAUUCAGGUUUUAAACCUCAUCAAAAAAUUUUAAAUUUUAGAAUUUUCGAUGUUAGUAAUAUAGUUUUAAAUUCCAUUGAAAUAACUUUAGAAUAA